Molecule: messenger RNA, 1184 nt
Organism: Phanerochaete carnosa HHB-10118-sp
Lineage: Eukaryota; Fungi; Basidiomycota; Agaricomycetes; Polyporales; Phanerochaetaceae
Exons: 6
Coding region: 142-1083 (313 amino acids)
Biological process (GO): L-proline biosynthetic process
Molecular function (GO): pyrroline-5-carboxylate reductase activity
Source: RefSeq, a predicted model, not a curated record
GACACGCGACUAGGUCGCCGUGGACACGCGCUCCGGUACUCUCUCCAGCGUUUCUGAUGUUGUGCUUGUUCCGUUGUCCACCUCUAUAAUUGACCUCGCAGCGCUUCGUCCACGCCCACGACAAUCGUUUCAGGAAUCAAAAUGGGCUACACGCUGUGCGUGCUAGGAUGUGGGACCAUGGGUGUUGCCGUCCUCUCUGGCGUCCUCGCUAGUCUAGACUCCGCCUCAGAUCCAACAUACCCUGGACCGAAGUGGGAGUCGCAUACGCCAGGUACCCUGACACCGGCUCUUGCUGUCUCCGACCCAACUCUGCCAUCGAGAUUUCUUGCAUGUGUUAGCCGCGAAGAAAGCGCAAAGAGGCUGAGGGAAUUGUUCUUUUCGCUUGGUGGACCAGGGCCCGGCGUCGAAGUCUGUGUUGCGAACAAUGUCCAGGCCGUUCAGCAGUCAGAUGUCAUCUUGCUAUGCUGCAAGCCUCAGCUGGCGCACACCAUCCUCGGGGAGCCAGGUCUGAAAGAUGCUCUCGAAGGCAAGCUCCUCAUCAGCAUCCUGGCCGGGGUGACCAUCCUGCAGCUCACUGCGGCGGUUGGCCCUGAGACGAAGGUUAUUCGUGCGAUGCCCAACACUCCCUGCAAGAUCAGAGAGGGCAUGACUGUCAUCAGCAGUCUGCCACAGUCUGAAGGCGCAGAGUUCGACCGCAGAAUCAUUCUAAACAUAUUCUCCUCCAUCGGCCGUUGCCGCUUCCUCGAUGAAAAGCACUUCGAUGCAUGUACAGCGUUGUCAGGCUCGGGACCCGCUUUUGCCUGCAUUUUCCUGGAGGCUAUGGCAGAUGGUGGUGUCAUGAUGGGCCUUCCCCGAGCUGAGGCCCUGGAGCUUGCAGCACAAACUCUCCAGGGUGCGGCACGAAUGACUCUUCAGGGCAACACGCAUCCUGCACAGCUAAAAGAUGCAGUGACAACUCCUGGUGGAUGCACUAUUGCAGGUCUCCUUGCCCUGGAAGAUGGACGGGUCCGCUCAACGAUCGCGCGUGCCAUUCAAAUCGCCACUGAACGUGCCAGCGAGCUAGGACAACCAUCCAAAAACUGAACUAUGUAGUAUCAUCCCUGUAUGAUUCUGGGCGCAAUGUUGGAUAGAUAUUCAAGAAAGAUGUAUUAUAACAAUCUACCAAACAAAAUUCUGUCACCGUC